AGAGUCAAAUGAAUUGUCGGAAACAGCAUUUGCAAUUUUUAGUGACUUUUUUUUUGUCUCGCUGUUCUUGUUUCUAUCAAAUUCGCCAUUAAAAAUUUCUGAUCAACAAUAACAUCUUAGCAGUACGAAAGAUGUCGAACUAUCACUGUCUAUUUAAUAGUAUUAAAAAAAAGAAAAUUUGGGGGUGGGGAGGGUACAACUUUACUGAGUAAUAAUACAAACGACCAGAAGAAAAAUGCAUUUUAAACAUUUCUGAGUCUUUCUUGUAAGUAUUAUUUCUAUGAAAUAUAGCUAACAAAAUCAGACGUCGAGAAAAAUCUAAUUUAAAACAUUCACUAAUCAUUCACUAAUCAUUCGUUUAACUAUUAUUACUGACUAAUGAUUUAUUAGCCAAUAAAAGCAGACGACGAGAAAGUGUAAUUCAGACAUUCUUGAAUCAUUCUUUUAGUUAUUAUUACUGCGUAAUGAUACAUUAGCCAAUAAAAGCAGACAAUAAGAAGAUGUAAUUCAAACAUUCCUGAAUUAUUCUUUUAACUAUCAUUACAGAGUAAUAACACAUAAGCCAACAACAAUGGCAUGAACACCAACAGCAGACGACAAUAUGUAAUUUAAUAAAAACAUGUAACUGUACGUUAGUGUUGUUAAGACACUGACUUAUUUUCUUCUAUGAUAAAUUUAUGGGUUUGAAUAAUAACGGCGGUGCCUUAGCAUGGCCGUAGCUCUCGAGCUGAAACUAGUAAAAGAGUAAUAAACAGCUUUGAAUGGAAGAUGAUGUAAAGCAAUAUGGUGGAAAAAGCAAAGAAUGAAAAUUCUACAUUGUCAAAUGAAAGCGUGGCACAGUACAAUCUGUACCGCCAAAUAACUAAAGAAUCACAGCAAAACGACGUUCUGAACACGAGCGUUUCUCAGUUCAACAACCGAGAAAAUAACACAUCACUCGUCCACGAUGACCUUCGCUUAAUAAAUUCAAACGACGAAAGCUUUCUUUGUAACAUAUCCUUGAAUCAAACUCUUUCCGAGGAAUUUUAUAUAUACUCACCCGACUGCGAUGGAUUUACUGAAUUUUCUACCAGUUCUUCAGAACUACCAGGCAUUCAUGUAGAACUAGAAAGGCAAUUCUGGGAACAGUGUUUGGUAUCUUUCGUUUUAGGUACAAUUGCUCUUAGUGCCGUUAUAGGCAAUGUCCUUAUAAUUCUAGCAGUGUGGAAAUAUCGCAGACUGCGAACAGUCACCAACUGUUUUGUAGUCUCUUUGGCAUCAGCCGAUCUUCUGGUUUCAAUAUUGGUUCUUCCGCUAAAUAUUACUGUUGAAGUAACUGGUCAGUGGUUGUUUAGUGGUUUACUUUGCGAUCUGUGGGUUUCCUGCGAUGUUCUCUUGUGUACCGCUUCUAUACUUAAUUUGUGUUGCAUCAGUCUCGACCGCUACUUUGCUAUAACCAAGCCAUUACUUUACUCAACUCGACGAAGCAAACGUCUGGCUAUUUUCAUGGUCGGGGUCGCAUGGGGACUGGCUGCCAUAAUAACUUGUCCUCCAAUACUUGGUUGGAAAGAAGAAGGUCGGGAUUUAGCUAACGGAUGUGCACUGACUCGUGACCCUGGUUAUAUCAUAUAUUCAGCCUCUGGAUCGUUCUUUAUACCUCUUUUUGUAAUGUUGUUUGUAUAUGCACGUAUUUAUCACGUUGCUCGCAAGAGAGAGAAACGUCUGCGUCCUUAUUGGCGUAGUUUUUUCAGCAGCCGACAGAAACGAUGCGAUAGUGACAAUUCUGAAAAUAUGUCUCCGACAACCGAAGCAACAACAACAAAACAUAUCCGAUCAAAUUCUUCGUUCAAAGCGGAACAUAAAAGCGAAACGUCUCCUUCGAAAAACAACAUCAGUAACAAAACGUUUUCGGUUGGUCAUAGCGAACGAAACAGUUCAUCUGUAAAUAACCAUUUGAGAACAAUGAAAGCAACGCGGGAAACGAAGCCCAUACGAAGGCCUACCGACAUGAAAGUUGUCAGUGAAAAUAUAACAAUAAAUCCGACAUGUCAAAACGAUAAGCCGGAAUUAUCAAAUAGCUCAGAAGAUUAUGAAAAACACCAUUUUCAAAUUGAAUUAUAUAAUGAGCGAGUCAGCCAUCCAUCUGCUGUCACGCCACUGUUGGAGUUCAUUGACGAUAAUUCAGAAGAGACGGUGCAUGGUAAGAACACAAGAGAUUCUGAUAUUGGUGCCGACGUAUCUUAUCGAGUGGACAAAUAUUUUUCGAAAAGACAUCAUUCUAGAAAAGCAGACGCUGAUGCUGUCACUUUUCAGAAAGCAAACAGAGCUGAACAGAAAUGUAAAUCCGUUGGUUCUACAAAGACCAAUACUUUAUACACAUCAGAAUUAAACCCUGCGCCUUCUUAUAACACCAAAAAAGAUAGGACAGUUUGUAAUAACAAACUAAACAACGAAGAGAAUGUAAACCCAAACAGCGAUCAAGUCCGACUCUCAGAGAAGGAACACAAUUACACAAGACUUUACCGACCCCACACACCCUCCAGCAAAUAUUCCAUUGGAUGCCAGUCUUCAAUGUCUGCAUCUAAUGACCAAUUAUCAAGGAAUGCCUCUACAAGAUACAAAAUCGGCCAUAUUCAUCGCUUCAAUCGAACAUUAAACCACGACACAAGUAAUAUGCGCCAACAGAAAGUUGAGCGGAGUUUUUACAUGAAAGAAAGAAAAACAGCCAAAACGUUAGCCAUUGUUGUGGGAUGUUUCAUCAUUUGCUGGUUGCCAUUUUUCUUAGUAUAUGUUAUUGAUGUAUUUUGCACGACAUGUAACAUCACCCCUACAUUAUUUUCAAUUAUUACGUGGUUGGGUUAUUUUAACUCUACCUUAAACCCGCUCAUUUACGCUAUGUAUAACACAACAUUCCGUACGGCAUUUUGGAAUUUAACUAUUGGUCUCUGCUGUGGUAAGUCUCGUCGGAAAUCUUCUGCUAUGAGAACAACAGCCGGAUAAAGAGAAGGCAAAGACGACGCAAAUAAAAUAAAAUUAAAUAUUAAAAAAUAUAAUAGACUGACAGAACAAACACAAGAGACGAAAGUAAAAUACAGUACCAGCCUUUAAUUACAAUGUAAAUGAAAUCUGCACUAUGUUGAGAUGUACCACCGAGUUGGUGUUAUCUGAGGUAGACAUUAUGAAAUGUGAACAAAUAGAGGAUAUACACCUCGUAGCAGAUAUCUUAUUCAGCCAUCAAUAAAACAAUGUUUACAUAGAUACAUUUUAUGUUGCAUCAUACAAAUAAACCGGCGACAUAUAACGUAAGCAUCUUUUUAUUUCCAUGUCAAAAAGAUUUUCCAUGUAAACCUCAAAGGAUGAGACACAAAAAUCAACGCAAUUCUGUUUCUUUUCUUUUUUUUUACAUUGUAACAAGAAACACCUAACAAGGAAAAUACUGGCACUACCUUUAAUUAAUUAAUUAAUUAAUUAAUUAAUUUGUUUGUUUAUUUAUUUACUUAUUUAUUUAUCUAUUUAUUGAAUCAAAUGAUGGAUUUUAUGUUCUCUCGCACAAACAAAAAAAAAACAAUGAUCUAAGUUUUUAAUUUUGUAAAACCGCACAAAUGACCGGUGCAUGACAAUUUGUUGUUUUCUUUUUCUCACUCGAUGUAGAAGAAAUAUUUCUAUUUCAUGUAACUAUGUGCAGUAAAAAGACCAACCGACAACAUUUAUAAUUGGAAUUAUCAUUAUUAUUAUCA
Molecule: messenger RNA, 3716 nt
Organism: Octopus bimaculoides (California two-spot octopus)
Lineage: Eukaryota; Metazoa; Mollusca; Cephalopoda; Octopoda; Octopodidae
Product: octopamine receptor
Biological process (GO): adenylate cyclase-activating adrenergic receptor signaling pathway; positive regulation of MAPK cascade
Cellular component (GO): plasma membrane
Molecular function (GO): G protein-coupled receptor activity
Source: RefSeq, a predicted model, not a curated record